CAUUGGCUAUGGGCAACCACCUGUCCUGCUCUUUUACCUCGAACUCAUAGGCGAGGCCAGAGCCGUGUGGGUCCUGAGGGUCGUUCAUCUGUGCUUCAUCGUCGGGUGAUUGUACACCUGGCUCGACAUCCUUUGGAGGCGAUUGAGGGGAGUCCGACAUAUUUGGCUACCUGCAGCGGGUGGUAGCUUUUGUAAAAUUUUCUUGGACUGCCAGCUCGCACACAGCUGGUUACAAGGUAGAGAUGAUGUGUCCCUGCCUCUGACACGUUGCAAAGGUAGGGCUUGCAACUCUGAAGAGCGGCUUAGUUGUUCCCGUGUCCCGCGUUCCGCGUUUGGUAAGCCCUGUCUCUCGCGAACUUUUUCAGGCUAUGACGGAAUCUGCAGUUGGCAGAAACGGUUAAGGAAUAUAUUUGAUGUGAUAUGUAUGGAUUGGAUGUAAGGAUGCGUAUGCAAAGAGCCUGGUCUUGGUAUACUGUACUAUACCGUAGCGUCUCGUGUAGUGUGUAGUGUGUGCAGUGUGUGAGUGUGCGUGUGUGUAGUGUGUUGUAGUGUGGUGGUGUUUGGUGUACGGUACAAAGGCAGACGUGACUUUUGUGUGGAUUGAUUUGAUGGAGAUUGUGGAUGUAGGAAGGAAUGGGCAGGAUGCGAUCUGGGUUACGAGAGUACGUACUUUACCUAACGCUGGGUCCGGCUUUGCAUUGGGAAGAGCGGGGUGCUUUUUGUGGGCCACUCCUCUCUUCAGUAGACGCCGAGGGUUGCGUUACUUAGGAGACCCGCUGUUUCCCUCUUACAUCGUCUUAUUUCCUUCAACCGUAGCUUCCUUGUACUGUAGCUUCUACUAUGUACAGUAUGGACGUCUAUUAUAAUACCUCUUAGCGCUCGACAGCGGCUAUCCGG
Molecule: messenger RNA, 897 nt
Organism: Annulohypoxylon truncatum
Lineage: Eukaryota; Fungi; Ascomycota; Sordariomycetes; Xylariales; Hypoxylaceae
Exons: 2
Coding region: 609-866 (85 amino acids)
Source: RefSeq, a predicted model, not a curated record